Molecule: messenger RNA, 1431 nt
Organism: Elaeis guineensis (African oil palm)
Lineage: Eukaryota; Viridiplantae; Streptophyta; Magnoliopsida; Arecales; Arecaceae
Source: RefSeq, a predicted model, not a curated record
UCUUGUGGUUGUCUUAGCACUGCCCCGUGAACCACCAGUGGCCCAACAGCCCGCAUGACAUCCAAGCAAUAAAUGUACGUCAGUACAUGAGCUUCGCAACAUCCCCAGCUAGCCAAAGCCAAAGCCAAAGCCAAAGCAGACAGCCUAAAAGAAAGCAAACACCUUCCAACCUUCUCCUCCUCUCCUCGCUGAUGCUUUGGUAAAAGGCCGCCAGUAUUCGCUCACAGUUGCAUGUUCUCAUAUGAUCGACAUAACGGUUGCUUUAAAGUUUUCAUGGAUUCCCAAUGAAAAGGAGAUGCCUACUAGCUCUAACCGUUCAAUUCCUUGCGCUUCUUGGAGGAGUUGGUACAUCUAAGACAAACAUCCUAUAAAUACUUAACAGCCUGUGUUCCAUCCAUAACAAGAAUAAUUCAGUGUCUUGAGACAUGGGUACUGUGGCUAGAGUCUACUGCUUGUUAUUGUUAGUCGUAUCCUUCUGUGUUUCUUUAGCUGCUGACCAUGGAACAAAGAAGCUCCCAUCUGCAAUGGUGGUUGGAACUGUUUACUGUGACACCUGUUUUCACAAGGAGUUCUCAAAGCCUAGCCAGUUCAUAGCAGGUGCUUCAGUGGCAGUUGAAUGUGGGGAUGGUGCUACCAAGCUUGGCUUUCGGAAGGAGGUGAAGACUAAUCGGCGUGGAGAGUUCAGAGUUCGACUACCUCUUGACAUUGGCAAGCACAUAAAAUUGAUUGAAUCUUGCUCUGUGAAGCUAAUUAGAAGCAACGAGCCAUUCUGCUCCAUGGCUUCCUCUGCCACUUCCGCCGGGCUUCGUCUCAAGUCUAGAAGGAAUGGUGUGCCCGUCUACUCAGCUGGGUUCUUCACCUUCAGGCCUUUGAACCAACCAGAACUCUGCUAUCAAAAGCCAGUUCUUGGAGACCAGAAGCUUGAUCAAUCUUCGUUCUUCUUUCCUCCGGUUCCAUUUGUUCCGUCUCCGCCGAACAUUGGUGGAAUUCCGCUGCCACCCAACCCAUUGCAGCCACCACCAUCUCUUCUGCCACCAGUUUUUCCACAGCCACCACCAUCCCUUCUGCCACCACUGGUGCCACAGCCACCACCGUCCCUUCUGCCACCAGUUGUGCCUACGUUACCUCCAUUUCCAUUUCUAAAUCCACCACCACCACCACCACCGGCCUUCCACUUCCCUCCACUCCCGUUCCCUCCAAAUCCUCUGUUUCCUGGUAUCCCACCGGCUAAACCUUCAAAAAAGACCUCCCCAUGAGUGAGAGACUGCAUCUUUAACCAAAAUGUGUUGCCUUAAUUAUCGUAUAUAAACAAAAUGUUAUGCACCUUGUGAGUUUUUGACAGUUGUUUGGUUUUGGAUUAGCACAAGUAAUAAUGUACAUGUAAGUGGAUUGCUAUUUCAAUAAGAAGAGGCCUCCUUCAAGCAGUCAAAA